Betta splendens (Siamese fighting fish) is the source of this 10595-nucleotide messenger RNA. RefSeq names its product cut-like homeobox 2b (gene cux2b). The transcript has 22 exons. Gene Ontology annotation, biological process: regulation of DNA-templated transcription. The record is from RefSeq and is a predicted model, not a curated record. Gene Ontology annotation, molecular function: DNA binding; DNA-binding transcription factor activity, RNA polymerase II-specific. NCBI's taxonomy places the organism in Eukaryota, Metazoa, Chordata, Actinopteri, Anabantiformes, Osphronemidae. The coding region runs from base 3168 to 7562 and encodes 1464 amino acids.
CAGAUGUAAUCAAGAUGAGCUGGCUUUAAUGAAUCAAUGUCAAGUGGACUCGGACCCAAUGCAUUAGUGAGCUGUGCAUUUUACCUAAAACAGUCACAGUUGCACAGUUUGUUGUACAUCUGCACUGAUCAUUGUCAAGCGCGUAGUUUGAUUAUUUGAUAUCUGACCCUCUGUCAACUCAGCCUGAAACACAGAAUCAUUAACGAGCUUAAAGGUUUACAUUUGUAAUCAUCACAGCCGGCCCCAGUGUUCCUGCCCAGUUUGUUCCUCGGCCACUAGAUUGUGAAGGGGCCACUCCCUGCAGUCUUUGCUGCAAUACACUUGCAUAACCCUGAGCCUCAGGGCCAUUUGCAUACAGCAUGCUGCAGGUGUGUCCUAUUAAAGCCAAGUGUAAUGCGUGUUGCUGUGGUUUGUUUUUGGAUCUCGCUCCCCCUCACAGACCGACAUUUGUUCACCAAGAACGGGUCUAUGUUGAAAAUCCUCCUUUUUCCGCCCCGUCCAGCCCCGGUGACGGCUCCACCCUCCCCGGGGCAGACUCAUCAAUUAUGGCUGGAUGUUUGACUGGCAGAGGCUUAAUGACAGGAGCUCUGUAUUGACCCAUCUGCCACACAUUGAAAAUUUGGUCCCAAUCGUCCUUUUUAAAACCUGUCAAAUGAUUAUUGUGAGACUCCUCUUCACACAGCGAGCUGCGCUCGCCUUGAACGGCCCUUUUGCUGGUUCAGGCCAGUAGCAUCUGCAUGUUGCAAAGCGCUGCAUGUAAAUGAUGUUGAUGUGUUCGGUUUAUCUGAUUAGGAAGUAGAGGGGAAGUCUUCUGUCAUCACUCUGGGCAAGACAAGCAAACAGUCUGACUAAACGGCUUUGUUCCAGGAGGACAGAAUAGGUCUCAUGUGAUGGACUCUUGCCCAGACUUCCUCCUUAUAGUGGUUUAGGAACCGUGGAGGCACUUGGCCUGCACGCAGCACAAGAUUUCACCAUUCUCUUCAGCUGAGCCGCAGUAAAACGUGAACCCGGCUCCACGUCGAGGAGUCUGAAGCACUGUUGGAUCGCCACGCUGUUAUAUCUUAAGUACUUAUAAAAUCCACUCAAAGUCACUUCUACAGGAAUUUUCUCUUGGCAAGAUUAGCUGGUCUGGGGCCAUUUGAAUCUAGUGGAGGUUGGCUGGCUUCUGAAAGCCCACUCUCUAAUCUUCAGGAAGGCUCAUCCCAGAUGGACUCCAAGGACUAACAGGAAUUUAUAAAGUCCUGUCGCUUUAUCCUUUACAGCCACGGCCUUUUUCGUGACAGUACGAUUCACCAAGAACGUCACGUUUCCCACGAACCAAAUGCGUUCUGAAUGUGGAACGUGAGUGGUGGUGGCCGUAGGAAAAAAAACAGGAAUAACAGAAAGAAAUGCAGCCAUUUGGCUGGAUGGGAUUUUCCUUCCAUACGAACAUGACAGACACUCGCACCAUUGGUAAGUGACUGCCUUAAUCCAACUGCAUUCACACUCUACUGUACCGGCAGCCUGUCAUCCAUUGAUACGAACUGCUGAGGCAAUGCCAAAACACGACAACACUGCAGACCACUGAUUGGUUGGAGAGAAGCAUCACAACCACUGUGAUGACUUUGAGCAACCACGGGCUUUCGAGCCUGCUCUGAAACGAAAUGUGUCUCCUUGCUGUGACAAACAGUCCCAUACUGAGAAUCUGGAAUGGCAUCCCUCCAAUAUCCUCCAUUGUCAUGUUGUUGACGAUGAUGUCCUGGCAAUUUCACGUGGCUUCCCUGCGGUGACCAGCUACAGUGAGGUAUCUGCUACCAAUCUCUAGUAGAGUAGAGUCAGGUUGAGCUGGUAACGCACGGCGUUAGUGGCCUUUACUGGACUUAUUAGAGAGAGAGAGAGAGAAGAUGGAUGAAUGGACAAUAAAAUCAAUGAAAAAGUGAGCGUUUACUGAGUGAUGCCACUUUAGCUCACGAUGCGACAGAUGCUGCCUUUUGGGAAAUGCAGAUGACCGUCAGUCUGAACUGUAUCAGCUGUAAAGCAGCAACAGACAGACACGGCUGGCCUUGAAUGUUUGUGGCAUAUUCAUCUUCAAAAGGUUUUAUACAUGGAGGUUCAGUGUGAUCCUAAUCAAUGCUUUUUAGUUUUGGAGAACUUGCUUGUUAGUCGGAAGACGCUACACGCUGAUAUUGUCAGUUUGUCUCAGCUCCAGCGGAGCCCAGAGCCGCGGUUUUCCUCCUCUUUGCUUGGUAGACGCCACCUCACUGUGUGGGUCUGCAUCUCACUUCAGACUGUACUCAGUCCUACUUUAGCAGCUUUUUGACUCAUCAAUCUGGGGACUUGAACUAGCAGCCCUUCAAUUAACGGCCUAUUUCUCUGACCGAUGGACUGCCACCCUCCCAUGAGGCCACCGCUGCUGAAGUUUCUGCCUCCUUUUUUUUCCUACUGUGAUGAUUUAUUAAAUUGCCUUUAAGUAAGACUGCAGAUUAAUUAAAACACAGUCAAUUUAAUUUCCCGGCGUCAUAUAUAAAUUCACAGUGGUAAUUGAAUUCCCUACUCUACUUUUAUUUUAUUGUAACCCAGCAGUUACAAGACAAGAUCCUCAUCAAUUACUGAGAUUCGCAGUCAAAACGAGGCGGAGGUGAAUGUACAGCUGUCUGUUCCAGCGCUGCUCAGUACAGCAGAGUUAGAAUCUGUUUUCUUUUUUUUCCUGUUUGCUGAAAGAGCCGGGAAUUGGACGACUGGUCGAUAAUAUCGGAUUUGCGGAUGGCAUGUGGUGCAGCCGAGUCCAGCGUGAAUGCGCGGUUCUGACGAAGGCCCCGCUCCACGGACGGCUCCGGACGGCGAAUCACACGCGCCGUGAGGGUGGAGCUCUCAUUCCGCGUGAACAGACGCCGACGGAGGCUCGGCGGUUUUAGCGGAGGGCUAAUUUGAUUGUAGCAUGCGCGCGCUGCUCCUUUACAUUGAAUAUCUGCGCGGGAUCAAUGUAUAGAUCGGUGUGGGUGGGGUGAGAGCCUGAAGAGGGGCUGAAACCAGACCGGACCUGUGGUAAUUACGACAGCAGGCCUAGGGAGCUCAACUCCGUAGCGUCUGAGCUGGCGGGUCGACAGGAGGAGAGCGAACAUUCCCACAAGCAUCUGGUGGAGCUGAGCAGGGAGUUCAAGAGGAAUGUCCCUGAGGAAGUCCGGGAGAUGGUGGCACCUGUUCUCAAGAGUUUCCAAGCGCAGGUGGUUGCUCUGAACAAGCGCAGUAAGGAGGCCGAGUCGGCGUUCCUGGGGAUCUACAAACAGCUUAUCGAGGCCCCAGACCCCGCUCCUGUGCUAGAGGCCUCCCAUACUUUAGAGGAAAGGCUGCAGCAGAUCCAGAGUGUGGCCCCAGACAGUGAGGCACUGGUUCGAGAGAUCAGUGGGCACUGGAAGAAACACCUGGAGUGCCUUGAAAAGACAGAGCCCACAGAGGACUGUGCAGCGGUUCCGGCAGCAGCCUCGACAGUGGAGGCCCCAGAGUCCAGCUCCCCGAACUCCCUGAUGACCCCCAACAGCACACCGGCCCCGAGGGCCCCGGGCUCCACACAGCAGAAGCACCAGAAAGGAGCCGAGCACCGGGGGGAGGAGGACGCUGACGAUGUGGCUGUGACUGACAGACUGUCAGAGGCCAAGGAGAAGAUGAAGGUUCUGCAUUCAUCGUUGACCACUGCACAGACAGAGCUGCUGGACCUGCGGUGCAAAUACAACCAGGAGAUGACAAGCAAGGCAGAGGAGGUCGACGCCAUCAUGGCGAAUCUUGAAAAAGCAAACCAGAAAGCGGAAAUGGCUCAGAGGGAAGUGGAGCGGCUAAAGGAGCAGUUGGCUAGUAUGAACACGAGGAGCUGUGAUCCAGCAGAGGGCGCUAGACGGGAGAAGAACGAGAAGGGCGAGGUGUUACCCUCCCAGCUGGAGGCCGCCUUGCUGGCUAAAGACCGCGAAAUCCUCCGCCUCCUCGAAAACAUUCAGAGGCUGCAGUUCACGCUGCAGGAAGUCCAGGAGACCUCGGCCAAUCAGAUCCUGGAGCUGGAGCGACAGCUGGCCUUUAAAACAGAAGCAAUCGAGAGAUUAGAAGCUAAACUGCAAUCCCAGAUGGACUAUGAAGAGAUUAAAACUGAACUCAGCAUCCUAAAGGUAAUGAAGUUGGCCUCGGCAAAUGGCAGCUCAUCUCAGGAUUCUGUCAAGGCUGCAGAGGCUCUUAUGCUGGAUAAAGAAGCCUUUCUUCCGUCUCACAAGUACAUGGUGGAGAAGGCUCGAAUUUUGCACACCAACGAUGAUGAGCAGGACACAGGGAGGGAGUCAGGCAGGCCACCUGGCUGCCCCUCAGCCUCCUCGCAGGUGGAUGGCCGUGCGUCUCCCAGCCCAGGCCCCCCCAACCUGGACGGCUCCUCCUCCAGCCAUGACGCCCCCCGCCCCUUCUCCGUGUCGCCGUGCUCCGGAGACCAGAUCAUUCACAAGCAGCUCCUGUCGCCACACUUUAAAAAGGAGGGGCUCAUGGCGUUUCCCUCCGCCCUCUAUGCAGCCAAAGUCGCCCUCAUGUCAGCCACCCAGGGCCCCGCGGUGACUGGCAGCGGCGACGCUGGCUUACCUAGCGACCAGUCGGAAAGCGGCAGCUCCACUCAAGGAGACGACGACCAACUGGACACGGCCGAGAUCGCCUUCCAGGUGAAGGAGCAGUUGCUGAAGCAUAACAUCGGCCAGCGUGUGUUUGGCCACUAUGUGCUGGGCCUCUCCCAGGGCUCAGUCAGUGAGAUCCUGGCAAGGCCCAAACCCUGGAGGAAGCUGACUGUGAAGGGGAAGGAACCUUUUAUCAAGAUGAAGCAGUUCCUCUCGGAUGAACAGAACAUCCUGGCACUUAGGACCAUCCAGGUUCGCCAGAGAGGGAGCAUCACUCCCCGCAUCCGAACUCCUGAAACUGGGUCAGACGACGCCAUUAGGAACAUCCUGGAGCAGGCCAAGAAGGAGAUCCAGUCCCAGAGGGGAGGUGAUGGAAAGCUGUCUCUGAACAGCUCAUCAGGCAGAAGCAGUAAUGGCGCAGGCAGCAGUUCUGAUGAAACUAUAAAGAACAUCCUCGAACAGGCCAGAAGGGAGAUGGAAGCCCAGCAGCAGGCCUUAAUGGAGAUGGAGGUCUGUGGAAGGGCCUCGACUGCCAGCUCAGGAGCUCAGGUGGAACGUCUGGGGGCCUCGGAGCGCUCCAUGAGCCUGGCCUUACCCAUAUCCAUCAAACAGGAGGAAGGCGGCUGCGCUGCUAUGUGCAUGGCCAACCCUAUCAGCAGCCCCCAAACACCCCUCAGUGUGCUCUCCCCAGCUGCCUUUGUCCAGAACAUCAUACGGAAGGUCAAAUCAGAAAUUGGUGAGGCCGGCACCUACUUUGACCAACACUGGUCUCAGGAGAGGGGGUCCGUCGGGCUGGGGUGUGGGGGGAACCCCCGGCCUUUCAACUCGGUGUCUCCCUCCCUGUCCUCCUCCUCCUCGGGGCCGUCUUCCACCUUGCCCCGACCGUGGGCCCGUCUGGAGAACGGAGAGGGCCACUCAAACAGCGAAGAGGCCUCUGCGGCUGAGGACGAGAUGGCGCUGGGGCGGCCGGUGGAGGUGAAGCUGGAGUCAGACACGUCAGUAAGCGGCGAGUCCCCAGGACCCAGUCCAGGACGCCUUUCCUACUACCCAGCAUACAUUCCCCGCGCCCUCAAGCCCACUGUGCCACCACUGACUCCAGAGCAGUAUGAGAUGUACAUGUACCGGGAAGUGGACACCGUUGAGCUGACGAGGCAGGUGAAGGAGAAGCUAGCAAAGAACGGCAUCUGUCAGAGGAUCUUUGGUGAAAAGGUUCUGGGUCUUUCCCAGGGCAGCGUGAGUGACAUGCUGUCUCGGCCUAAACCCUGGAGCAAGCUAACCCAGAAAGGCAGGGAGCCCUUCAUCCGCAUGCAGCUGUGGCUACUGGACCAGCUAGGCCAGAGCCUCAGCCAGCCUCAAAAUCAGGUCCACACUCAGGAUAAAAGCCCAGUGACGGCCCAGUCCUCGCCCUCCCCGCCUCCAAGUCCAGCGGAGAGCCACCCGAGUCCACUGACAGAACCUGUCAGUCUCUCCCUGGAGAGCAGCAAAGAGAACCAGCAGCCUGAAAGCUUGGGGCUGGGAAUGGGACUGCCCCCCCACCCAGAGGGAGUGAAGUCCACUACUAGCAUCAUGAUGCUGCACCAACCCACAAACCCCCUUGGUAUCCAGGAGCUGGUAGCCAUGUCUCCAGAGCUGGACACCUACGCCAUCACUAAGAAGGUCAAGGAAGUGCUAACAGACAACAACCUAGGCCAGCGUCUUUUUGGGGAGACCAUCCUCGGCCUGACCCAAGGCUCAGUGUCUGACCUGCUCUCUAGACCCAAACCUUGGCACAAACUCAGCCUGAAGGGAAGGGAGCCGUUCGUCCGCAUGCAACUAUGGCUCAAUGAUCCUCACAAUGUAGAUAAACUGAGGGCCAUGAAAAAGAUGGAGAAAAAAGCCUAUCUGAAAAGGCGCUACGGUCUGCUGAGCACCGGCUCAGACAGCGAUUCACCCAGCACUCGCUCCGAGUGCGUGAGUCCGGCCUUGGCCUCGCUGGACCUGUGCCCCUACAGCCAGGUGAAGAAGCCUCGGGUGGUGCUGGGAGCCGAGGAGAAAGAAGCCCUGCGGAAGGCCUACCUCCUGGAGCCCUACCCCUCCCAGAACACCAUCGAGAUGCUGGCCUCCCAGCUCAACCUCAAAACCAACACCGUCAUAAACUGGUUCCACAACUACAGGUCCAGGAUGCGACGGGAGGUGCUCAUGGAGGGACUGCCAGAUAAUGACACAGAUGCUGAGCAUCGCAGCUACUCCCCCUCAGUGACACGGAGCCCCAACUCCGACGGAGAGGAUAGGAGGCUGCAACAGCCCUCAGGACACAUCCAACCCAGCCUUCCUCCUAACAACACGCUGCCUCAUGUCAAACAGGAGGCAAUGGAAAGGGAAGAUGAGGGAGACGAGGGCUCCACGAAACAGUCCAGAGUUCGGUGUUUUUCCACAGCAGCACUUUUCCCACAGGUGAAAAGUGAGGACUCCGUGGCAGGCUGUCGCGAGCCACACUUGGACGGCCAGAGCUUGAGGCAAGACGAGGGAGCGGGCGUCCAGCCCCAAGGGCUCUACCCGGGCACAGUCUCCAUGGACGGACCCCAGAGAGCCAGUCACUCAAGACACGAAGGAGACGACGCCACAAAGUCUCCCGUUGACCCCGUCAGCUUCAAGGCCUCAUCCGAGCCCUGCCGCAGCAGCCUGGAGGUGUCCCUCAACUCCCCCUCCGCCGCGUCCUCACCCGGCCUCAUGAUGUCAGUCUCGCCUGUCCCCUCCUCCUCUGCUCCCAUAUCACCCUCGUUGCCAAACCCGCCCUCCACGAGCACCAGUAACGGCCUGGACCCCAACCAGAUUCCUCCCUUUCAAAGCCCCAAACUCAACAGAAGCACUCAGAGACGCAACGAGAAAAUGGCCAACCUCAAUAACAUCAUCCACAGGUUAGAGCGAGCAGCCAAUAGAGAAGAAACACUGGAAUGGGAGUUUUAGCCCCCUCACUUGUAUCUAGUCCUGAUGACCCUCACAGCACACAGGAGAGUCUCAGACACAAGCUUCCUGGGGACUUUGACAGCGCCCGAUGCAUAAAGGCCUGUCCUCUCAGACUGAUAACUCAUAGGAAAUGGAAAACUUAAAGUUGAAAAAAAUUUAUAAAGUGAUUUUUUUUUUGUUUGUUUUGAUAUUGCAUACUACUUUGAAAUAUAUGUGACAGCACUAGCUGUCGUUUUACCUAUUGGACUUGACAAGAAGACUUUUGCAGCUAUGGUGUCAUAAAAUGUACACUGAAGUUCUGUAGAUUGCCACUGGGUGAGAUUAAAAAAAGACCCCUGUCUUAAGCCAUUAAAAGCACUAUUACUAUUUGAAAAGAGACACUGACCAAAUUUGCUACUUUUUGAAUAGCAAUUUUUCAGAUUUUGUCUGUAAGACUGGACAGUUUAAGUCAAGUAACAUGAAAUCUUAUUACUGACUGAGGGAUAGUCCUUUAAGACUCUAAAUAUUCAACAUCUUGUAUGUACUUAGUUUCUUGGUGAUAUGUUUUGAAAUAUUUGUAACUCACGUAUAAAAUGUGGUUGUACAUGUUGUAGAAUUGUCUGCAAUAGCCCUCUCUAAACCUGAUGUAGCAUGGUACUCACCUGACCCUGUUAUCCUCCGUAGUUAGUCACCUGUGAUUAAACCUGAGCGAAAACAAGAGAAAAAAAGCUGAAAACCUUGCAAAAAAUAAGAAAAAAGAAAAUGUUAAAACUAAUCAAUAGAGUACUUUUAGUGUUUUGUUAAAUUUUUUUGAAUAUUCCAUGAGGUUUACAGUUUAGGGCCCUUGUGCUUUUAGUAGUAAGUGAAACAUUCACUACACACAAGCACAGUUUACAUGAUUUCUUUCAAACUUACCUCUCCAACCCUCUAAGGCGCUGGUUCUCAGACUGUAAUGGGCCAAGACACAGGACACCUGGUUUACCUCAGAUUAUGUUGAUGCACAUCAUGCUAUGACCAUGCAUUUCAUUACUAUACAUAACCAUGACCCACACGUAUUCUAAUCCACGGAGGGACAUCAGAUGCAAGUUUAAAUGAGCAAAAUAUGUCUUUUAUAGAAAAAAACAAUAUGCUGCUGUAGAUAACGAAUCAUUUUUCUGUGUCUUGCUCCUCCUCACGAGUCACCUGAUUCAGUGCACUUUCUCGAAAUGGGUCAUUUACUAAUGUCUAAGCACUGCGAUGGUGUUUAGCUGGGCAGUUUGAUAAAUAACCGUUCCUAUGAGCUACACCUUUCUGACAUGAAGUGAUUUUGCAGCACAAUGGGGUUAAAGCUCCCAGCAACUGAGAGCGUGAUGCAAAAACAUGACCUCUCGUCACAGUGAAAACAUUCGAUCUGUGAGUAUGCUUGUUUAAAGACACGAGAAGUUACAGGUAUCCCCUCAUAUUAUCUUUGACCAUGUGUGUAUUGUAUAUGUAGAAGUUUUUUUUGUCAUGCUUGCAGGAUGUUCUUCUUUAUGUAUUUUGUCUCUAUUUUAUACUCAGAACAGUUAACUAGAUAUUCAAUACCUCGUGUAUGAACUACUUACAGCACUUAGAUUUUGAUAAUUGUGAGAACUCAAGAAAAUUUCAAAUAUCAACAUUAUCCUAAUUUAGUGUCCACAAGUCUCUGCCUUUACUGUAUCGUUGAAGUUGGUAGUAAACACUUGCACAUGUCUACAUAGUUCAGAGGACUUGGAUUGUAUUAUGUAGAGAUAUAUAUUACACAAUUACUAAAAAAUAAUAUCUUACAUUCUUGGAACAAAACGUGCUGAUUAUAUUAAAAUAGAGUGUACAGAUUUAAUAAACCAAACCCAUUGAAGCCAGUUGUGGUCUGGCAAGCUUGCCCACAUUUUAGACCUUCUCUCAGGGUAGUCUUGCUUUUUAAAGCUUUACUGAAAUGGUCGCUCUCAUCGGUGGUGGUGAAUAUGAUAAUAUGACAUUAUGUGGUGUAUAGAAUGCUUCUGUUAUAUAUUAAAUGGACCCGUGAAAGUUGCUUGUACAUGGGAAUUGCAGCUUCCACAGAAAGCAGUGGUUUGUUGGAAAGUUGUUGCUGUUUUGUAAUUCAUUACACAGAUGUGUCAAAGUACAGUGUAGAUCAGAACUACCAGGGUGAGGCCUGAUGGGUUGCAUUUUGAGAUCAGUAGACUUUGCUCUUUAAAAUACUGUUCCUGUUUUUUCUCACCGCCACUGAAGAUUUUUCUCUGGUUUUCGUAUCACAGUUUAUGUGCAUAUAUACUGUAUGAUUAGAAGUGGCAUUUCUUAUGUGGAAGUUUCAUUGUCUUUCAUGAUAACCUGACGGAAAAGGAAAUGUAUUUACCCAGAUCAUUAUCUCUUCAUGUAAAGCUCAUCUUAUUGUUUUGCAUGCAAAUCCAUUCUGGUCAUAUGACAAGGGAUAGACUGUGUUUUCUGUUGUUGUCCCUGCACAGGGACAUGGAAUCAGCACUUAAAGUAUUUUUACAUUAGUGAAGCUCAUGCAUGAUGCAGCUGAUAAACUUGCUCUCACAUCCUUGCAGUUCCCGUCAAAUCAGAAUACAAACAUUAUUUCUAGGUAAAUAUUUAAAUUAAUAUUAGUUUGUGCCAUAUCAUAUGCCUCAUGCAUUCUCCUCGUGGAAGAAAUACCUUGUGAUUAUGUAUGAACUAAGAGCAAUGUUGGGCUUUUUUGUUAUGCUGUUCAGAAAAAAAAGCUUUUGCAACAACAGCCCUACACAUUAGACUAGUUCUUAUUAUAUAAUUGACAGUAGUCACUAAAUGAGUAAACAAUAAUCAGUCAGCAAAAUUUGAAUGAUUAUCGUUACAGUUGUUAGUAAAAGAGACAACGUUAACAACGCUGACACAGGGUUUAUCACAGAGGAAAUCUCAAAGUCAGCUGUGCACCAACAAAGAAGAGUGUCCUGCAGACUAAAAUAACUGUCUAAUACCUCACCUGAGACAAAAUUUAAAAAUGGAAAAAGGUAUACCAAAUGUCUUGGAAAUUAAUUUGCAUAUGUAAGCCAUCAUUCAAUACAUAAUUGUUUAAAA